Molecule: messenger RNA, 2815 nt
Organism: Alligator sinensis (Chinese alligator)
Lineage: Eukaryota; Metazoa; Chordata; Crocodylia; Alligatoridae
Gene: MARS1
Product: methionyl-tRNA synthetase
Exons: 22
Coding region: 1-2709 (902 amino acids)
Biological process (GO): methionyl-tRNA aminoacylation
Cellular component (GO): cytosol; aminoacyl-tRNA synthetase multienzyme complex
Molecular function (GO): ATP binding; methionine-tRNA ligase activity
Source: RefSeq, a predicted model, not a curated record
AUGGCGAGGGAUGACGAUGUCAUGCAGUGGAUCUACUGGCAUCAUGGGACAAGACAGCCCCCCCUCACUGCCUGGCGCUGGCCCCCCACAGAGCACGUGGUUCCGUUCCUGACGCAGCCGUGCCUGCCGGCCCUGCAGCUGGACAGCGGCGCCGUCCUCUUCUCACCCAACGCCAUUUGCCGGUAUUUUUUCCUCCUCUCUGGGAAGGAGCAGGAUGACGUGGCCAACCAGUGGCUGGAGUGGGAGGCCACAGAGCUGCAGCCGGCUGUCUCGGCCGCCCUGUAUCUGCAGCUGGUGCAGGGGAAGUCGGGAGAGGAGGCGCUUGCGCCCGUGCGAGAGGCGCUGGCUCAUGUGGACCAGGGCCUGGCCCAGCGUGGCACGACCUACCUCACUGGGGAUGCGGAGUCAGUGGCCGACGUGGUCGUGUGGGGGGCCCUGUUCCCGCUGUUCCAGGAUGGCUCCUGCCUGCCAGACAACCUGGGGCUGCUGGGCAGCUGGUUCCGGAGCAUGAGCCAGCUGGCGCCGUGCCGCGCUGCAGCUGCAGCCGUGCUGACCCCUGAGGGGGCGCGGGAGCUCCGAGCCCACCUGCAGCGGCAGCCGGUGCCUAGCCCGGCCUUCAAGCGCCCGGCCACCAACGAGCCCGAGGAGGAGGAGUCAGCCGAGCAUGCCCUUUCGGAGGAGGACAUCGCUGCGGCUGCCGACGCCUGGGCCCAGGGCACAGCCGCGCUGCCUGAACCCUGGCAGCCCCAGCACCCCGUGCUGCCUGUGGCCGGCCGCAAGAAUGUGCUCAUCACCAGCGCGCUGCCCUACGUCAACAAUGUGCCCCACCUGGGCAACAUCAUUGGCUGCGUCCUCAGUGCCGACGUCUUCGCCAGGUACUGCCGCUUGCGGAACUGGAACACGUUGUACGUGUGCGGCACGGAUGAGUACGGCACGGCCACAGAGACCAAGGCCAUGGAGGAGGGGCUAACGCCUCGGCAGAUCUGCGAUAAGUACCAUGCUAUCCACGCCCGCGUCUACAGCUGGUUCGGCAUCUCCUUCGACUACUUUGGCCGCACCACCACACCGCAGCAGACCAAGAUCGCCCAGGACAUCUUCGGGCGCCUGCUGGAGCGCGGGUUCCUGCGGUCGGACAUGGUGGAGCAGCUACGCUGCGAGCGUUGCCAGCGUUUCCUGGCUGACCGCUUUGUGGAGGGCAUCUGCCCCUUCUGUGCCUACGAGGAGGCCCGUGGCGACCAGUGUGACAAGUGUGGCCGCCUCAUCAACGCCAUUGAGCUCAAGAGACCUCAGUGCAAGAUCUGCCACGAUUCCCCAGUGGUGAAGUCCUCCCAGCACCUCUUCCUGGACCUGCCCAAGCUGGAGCAGCGCCUGGAGCAGUGGCUGGAGCAGUCAUGGGCCACAGGGGACUGGACAGCUAAUGCCCGCUUCAUCACACGCUCCUGGCUCAGGGAUGGGCUGCGUCCACGCUGCAUCACACGGGACCUGGCGUGGGGCACACCUGUGCCCCUGGAUGGCUUCCGUGACAAGGUGUUCUACGUGUGGUUCGACGCCCCCAUUGGGUACCUGUCCAUCACAGCCAACUACACAGACCAGUGGGAGCGGUGGUGGAAGAACCCUGAGCAGGUUGAGCUGUACAACUUUAUGGCCAAGGACAACGUCCCCUUCCACAGCGUCGUCUUCCCCUGCUCCUUGCUGGGUGCUGAGGAUGGCUACACCCUGGUGAAUCACCUUGUUGCCACAGAGUACCUCAACUAUGAGGAUGGGAAGUUCUCCAAGAGCCGUGGCGUGGGUGUCUUUGGGGACAUGGCCGAGGACACGGGGAUCCCAGCUGACGUCUGGCGCUUCUACCUGCUAUCGCUGCGGCCUGAGGGCCAGGAUAGCGCUUUCUCCUGGGCUGAUCUGCUGCUGCGCAACAACUCCGAGCUGCUCAACAACCUGGGCAACUUCGUCAACCGGGCUGGGAUGUUUGUGUGCAAGUUCUUUGGGGGCUGCGUGCCAGAGAUGGAGCUGAGCUCCGAUGACAAGCGGCUGCUGGCACGGGUGGGCCUGGAGCUGCGCCGCUACACACAGCUGCUGGACAAGGUCCGGAUCCGGGAUGCUCUGCGCUGUGUCCUCAACAUCUCCCGCCAUGGUAACCAGUACAUCCAGGUGAAUGAGCCCUGGAAGCGCAUCAAGGGCAACGAUGCUGACAGGGGCCGGGCAAGCACAGUGACGGGCGUGGCAGUGAACAUGGCCUGCCUGCUCUCCAUCAUGCUGCAGCCCUACAUGCCCAGCAUCAGCGCCAGUAUCCAGGACCAGCUGCGCGCCCCUCCUGCCUGCUGUGUGCUGCCAUCCGCCUUCGUCUGCACCCUGCCCCCUGGGCACCGCAUUGGCACGGUGACCCCCCUGUUCCAGAAGCUGGAGAAUGACCAGGUGGAAGCCCUGCGCAAGCGCUUUGGGGGUGGGCAGCCUGAAGAUGAUGCCUUAGAGCCCCAGGCUAAAGCUGCCCCACCCAAGCCCCCACCUGGUGUGGACCUCCAGAAGGUGAAGGAGCUGAGCGAGCAGGUGGCUAAGCAGGGCACCCAUGUGCGGGAGCUGAAAGCUGCCAAGGUGGAGAAGGGACAGAUCGACAGAGAGGUGGCCAAGCUGCUAGAGCUGAAGAGGCAGUUGGCAUUGGUGGAAGGGCGUCCCCCAGAGCCCCCUGCCCCUAAGGGCAAGAGAAAGAAAUAAAGGGGAGGGGGUUAGGCACAGGCCCCCCCCCCCCACGAGACAGCAGGAGGCGGUAGCCAGGAUCCAAGAGUGAUAUAUAUGUACAAUAAAUACAGCUCCUAGUGCC